ACGGCCGCGAGGCUGGCGCGCACUGUUGGCUGAGCCGGUUCCACAGCUUCAGGCUGUCUCUAUACUCAUCGGCGCGAUGACUGUGAAAACCGAGGCUGCCCGAAGCACCCUCACCUACUCCAGAAUGAGGGGAAUGGUAGCGAUUCUCAUCGCUUUCAUGAAACAGAGAAGGAUGGGCCUGAACGACUUUAUUCAGAAGAUUGCCAACAACUCCUAUGCAUGCAAACACCCUGAAGUUCAGUCCAUUUUGAAAAUCUCCCAACCUCAGGAGCCCGAGCUUAUGAACGCCAACCCCUCUCCUCCGCCAAGUCCUUCUCAACAAAUCAACCUUGGUCCGUCCUCCAACCCUCACGCUAAACCAUCUGACUUUCAUUUUUUGAAAGUGAUUGGGAAGGGCAGCUUUGGAAAGGUUCUUCUAGCAAGACACAAGGCAGAAGAAGCUUUCUAUGCAGUCAAAGUUUUACAGAAGAAAGCAAUUCUGAAAAAGAAAGAGGAGAAGCAUAUUAUGUCAGAGCGGAAUGUUCUACUGAAGAAUGUUAAGCACCCUUUCCUGGUGGGCCUCCACUUCUCUUUCCAGACUGCCGACAAACUGUACUUUGUCCUGGACUACAUUAAUGGUGGAGAGCUGUUCUACCAUCUCCAGAGGGAACGCUGCUUCCUCGAACCACGGGCUCGCUUCUAUACCGCUGAAAUAGCAAGUGCCUUGGGCUAUCUGCACUCCCUGAACAUCGUUUAUAGAGACUUAAAACCAGAGAAUAUUCUCCUGGACUCCCAGGGACACAUUGUCCUCACUGACUUUGGGCUCUGCAAGGAGAACAUUGAACACAAUGGUACAACAUCCACCUUCUGUGGUACGCCUGAGUAUCUUGCUCCUGAGGUGCUCCAUAAGCAGCCGUAUGACAGGACAGUGGAUUGGUGGUGCCUCGGGGCGGUCUUGUACGAGAUGCUCUAUGGCCUGCCUCCGUUUUAUAGCCGGAACACAGCUGAGAUGUACGACAACAUUCUGAACAAGCCCCUCCAGUUGAAACCAAACAUUACGAAUUCAGCAAGGCACCUCCUGGAGGGCCUCCUGCAGAAGGACCGGACAAAGAGGCUGGGUGCCAAGGAAGACUUUAUGGAGAUUAAGAAUCAUAUUUUCUUCUCCCUAAUUAACUGGGACGAUCUCAUUAAUAAGAAGAUUACACCCCCAUUUAACCCAAAUGUGAGCGGACCCAGUGACCUUCGGCACUUUGACCCCGAGUUUACUGAGGAGCCAGUUCCCAACUCCAUCGGCAGGUCCCCAGACAGCAUUCUCAUCACGGCCAGCGUCAAGGAAGCCGCCGAAGCCUUCCUGGGCUUCUCCUACGCCCCUCCCAUGGACUCUUUCCUCUGAACACUCUUGGGAUGGUUCUGAAGGAUCCCCUGCGUGUUUUCUAAGUGUUUCAGUUAGCCUUUGGAGUCGCCAGCUGACAUCUUAAAAGAGAAUUUGCACACCCGGAGGCUAGGCAGUCCCGCCGCAGCCGCCGCCGCACACUGCUCGAGGGAAGCUUUUCGAAGAGCACAUCCUUCUUCUCCUCCUCCUCCUCUUCCUCUCAGUGAGCUCGUGAGGCUUUCAUUUCUACUCUUCCUUCCACCGUGGUGCUAGCUCCCCGCGAGCGUCGGAGCGCCGACUUGGUUAGACAGACACCUUGGUCUCGUUAGAAGGAAGAUGCAGGUCUGAGAGGGAUCUCCCCGCAGGUCUGUCUGAGCUGUGACCACGAAUAUUCUGCAAUGUGCCUUUUCUGAGAUCUUGUUAGCUCCAAAGCUUUUCCUAUCGCAGAGUGUUCAGUUUUUUGUUUUGUUUUUGAUCUUGUGUAUUUCCUGCGUGAACAGUGGUGUGAGUGUGCCAUGCCUGACCGCAGACGAUUUUGUCAUAAGCAUCAAUGUGACACUUGCAGGACACUACAAUGUGGGACAUUGUUUGUUUCUUCCAUAUUUGGAAGAUAAAUUUAUGUGUAGACUGUUUUUUUUUUUUGUAAGAUAUAGUUAAUAACUAAAAUCUAUUGAAACGGUCUUGCAAUGACGUGCAUCCAGAUGCUUAACGGAAGCAUUGCUGCUACAAAUAUUUCUAUUUUUAGAAAGGGUUUUUAUGGACCAAUGCCCCAGUUGUCAGUCAAAGCCGUUGGUGUUUUCAUUGUUUCAAAUGUCACCUGUAGGAUGGGCAUUAUUUAUGUUUUUUUUUUUUUGCAUUCCUGAUUAUUGUAUGUAUCUUGUAAAGAAAGUCUGUACAUUGGGUUAUAACACUAGUAUAUUUAAACUUACAGACUUAUUUGUAAACCAUCAUUUUAAUGUACUGUAAUUAACAUGGUUAUAAUAUGUACAAUUUCUCCUCCCUACCACACAACUUUUUUUGUGUGCAAUAAACCAAUUUCGGUUUGCAAUAAAAUCUUGAAAAAUAUUUGCAUAAA
Molecule: messenger RNA, 2426 nt
Organism: Peromyscus eremicus (cactus mouse)
Lineage: Eukaryota; Metazoa; Chordata; Mammalia; Rodentia; Cricetidae
Gene: Sgk1
Product: serum/glucocorticoid regulated kinase 1
Exons: 12
Coding region: 77-1372 (431 amino acids)
Biological process (GO): protein phosphorylation
Molecular function (GO): protein serine/threonine kinase activity; ATP binding
Source: RefSeq, a predicted model, not a curated record